Molecule: messenger RNA, 564 nt
Organism: Melampsora larici-populina 98AG31
Lineage: Eukaryota; Fungi; Basidiomycota; Pucciniomycetes; Pucciniales; Melampsoraceae
Exons: 4
Coding region: 1-564 (187 amino acids)
Source: RefSeq, a predicted model, not a curated record
AUGAACGUGGAUCACUCCUUCAACAAUUUUUUCGAUACACCAUUUGGUGGUUCCCAGGGCCCGCCUACAGGUUCGUCGGGUUCACUAUUUGGGUUGAAUAACCACGGUGGCCUGAUGAACAACUUGGGUCCUGGGUUUGAAGGUCCGCCGAGAGAACGAAAUGACAGUUUGACACCCAGUCAAACAUUUAGCCUAGGUGGGCCUGCGAUGAACGAUACGAGCUUUGGUCAAACUUCAAAUUCCUCCCGAUCUAGAAAUGAUCGCUCGGUCUCACCGCGAGGAAGGCCACCACAAGGAACGUCCUUGCGUCCUAACCACCAACCCUCUCUCACUUCGCAAACUGGUCGUGUAGGUGCAAGUGGCCCAACUGAUCCAUUGGGACUUCGCAAUGACCAAACAACAAGCCAACCUGAUCUUGGUGUAUACGCGUGUACCCUGGCAACCCAGACGCUCAAAAACUUCGAAGCCAUGUCCUUGCAGGCCGGAUUAGAUCCUGCGUCCCACAAGGUAGCCAUGAUCCAGGCUGAGUUAAUGAUUGCGGCUCAUUAUUCAGGUCUUUGGUGA